AUGGCGUCCGCUCCUCGUUUUCGACCUUGGCUUCCACAGCCGCCAGAGGCACACAAAGGGCAAGAUGGAAUGGAAUCUGCUAGCAACGGGACAGCCAAGACCGACCAGAUUGGCCCGGUCCUCCUUUCUUUCGAUCAGAUGCCCGAGUGGUUCCAACGCGAGUCCAAUCGGUGGGUUCUCCACGGCUACAGACCCAUCUCAGGCUCCGUUCGUACUUCAUUCUGCAGCUGGUCAUAUAUGCACAACGAGUCUAUUAACAUCUAUUCUCACCUCAUUCCUGCCGUUUUCUUCUUCUUCGGCGAGUGGUAUAUCCAGCAGUACCUACACAGCAGAUAUCCCAGGGUAGCCAGCGCCGAUUUUGUUGCUUUCUCCAUUUAUAUGUUGACAGCUCGCGUAGAACAUCUAUGCUUGCGACUGGAUAUGCUCGGCGUAGUCAUAUUUAUACUAGGUGACCUUAUCUUGGGAACGUAUAUAGUGUUCUGGUGUGAAACUUGGACACGUAAUUUCUACUGGUCCAUGAUUGGGGUCUUUGGAUCAUUGACAAUCUUUACGACGAUGCAUCCCAAGUUUCAGGGCUCAAAGUAUCGCCUCUUUCGAGCGUUGAUGUUUGUAGCAACCGGCCUAUGCGGUGUUGCACCCUUAUUCCAUGGGAUCAGCACAUUUGGCAUCUCGAUAAUGAAACAAAAAGCCUUAUCUUAUACUCUAGCAAAAGCAGGAUGUCUUCUCUCUGGGGUUUCAUUCUAUGCUGUGAGUCCCUUGAUCUUAAGGACAAGAGAAACUGACAUUGACACAUUUAUUUCAAAGACCAGGUUUCCCGAAAGUCGAUAUCCUGGCAAAUUCGACAUGUGGGGUUCUCACUCGAUCUUCCACGUGCUGGUGGUUUGUGCUGCGGUGGUUCAGUUGAUGGGGUAUCUAGAUGCUUUUGAAUAUGCUUGUUCAAAUCUUCAUUGCUCGCCCCCUUGA
Molecule: messenger RNA, 963 nt
Organism: Clonostachys solani
Lineage: Eukaryota; Fungi; Ascomycota; Sordariomycetes; Hypocreales; Bionectriaceae
Source: the annotation of a GenBank genome assembly